AUGUCAGAAAAAGACUAUCAUAACUUUACAGGAGCACACUGUGAAGCUAAUAAUGCCAGUUCUGGCUACGUCUAUAGCCAAGAAGCUGGCGUGUGGCUGCGCCUGCACUUGGAGACUGCCACCUGGUACGAAGCAGGAAUGCGAUGUACCUUAGAAGGUGGGAUCCUGGCUUCUCCGACGACCAGCGCCAUAGCCCAAAAGAUGGCUUCCAUGAUGGCCGAGCAAGACGAGCAGUUGGUGCACUCAGUGUUUACCGGAAUAAACUCCAUUUUAGUAAAGGGAAACUAUACUUCCCUUGAUGGUAAGUCAGGAUUUAGGACUAUUAUUGAUUUUAAAUCAACAGGAGUGCCGUUGUCCGCUAUCCCGGUCCCACUCUGGGACUCGUACGAGGACUGCGUGGUGCUGACGCGCGCGGGCAAGCUGGCCGACGUCAACUGUCAGAGCGAGCUGCCAUACUUCUGCCGCAAGGAUAACGCCCAAAAGUGUGGGAUCCAGGCCAAGGGGUACGUGUGGGAGCCUCGCACCGAUAGUUACUACAAGUUCCACCGCAUCGCGAGGACCUGGGAUGCCGCCAACAGCGUGUGCCAAGCCGAGGGUGGACAUCUGGUCAUAAUCAACAGCAACACUGAAUCUACGGUGCUCAAACAGAUUUUUGCGAAGAACCCUGAGAAUACGAUCACUGGGACAGAGUUUGUUAUUGAAAAAAACUAUGCCCAUGUUGGUUUUAAGCGGAACGGCGACAAAUUUGUCACUAUUAAUGGUAAAUCGCUUCGUGAAGCUGGAUUUGAGAAGUGGUCUCCCGGCGAGCCGAACAACCCGGACGUAGAAAAAUGCGGAUCCAUUUAUAAAAACGGACUGCUCAAUGACAUUGACUGCACGAAAAAAUUCGCCUUCAUCUGUGAUGCCCGCCUCGGCGACGAUGUCGUCUCGCCAGCGUCGCCGCGGGCGGUACGCGUGCCGCGUGGCGCCGCGCGGGGUUCCUCUGGCCACGGCCACGAGUGCAGCGGCACGGGCGCCGGCGCAGGGCGCUGCGCGCGGCACACGGCGCACUGCUCCGCCACCCGCUCGAAGUCCGCGUCCAAGUGGCAGUAUGCAGCGGGCAGUCCAGUGAGCGUCUAUGAGUACGAAAACGUGCGCGAGGCGGACACGUGGCUGCGCCUGCACAUCGUGCCCGCUACCUGGUCGGAUGCCGCCAUGCGAUGCCAACUCGAAGGUGGUGUGUUAGAGACUCCUAUGACCAACGCCACGACUGAAGUAAUGCUGAACGCGAUGAAAAAACACAAACAUGCCUCAAACAUGGUGGAAAGUCCAGUGUGGAUUGGAAAAACAGACAUUCGAUAUAAGGGAAAAAAUAAGUCUUCGGACGCUACAGGAGGGGUUUUCAUCAAUAACAUAGAAUGGGUUUCGAGAGAUUCAUCCGAGUUCGAAACCGUUUACUGCGUGGCGCUGACGGACACGGGCAAGCUGACUUUCACCAGCUGUUCGCGAGCACUGCCAUACUUCUGCCGCAACAGUGUCCCUAAAGGCCCCUCCAGUCCUUCCACUGAAGAUUCUGCCGACAAGUAUAACUAUUAUGAUGUCGAUACUAAGAAUGAUCGGGAUGGAAUACCUACAUCAGUGGCGCAGCAGUGUGACGGCAAUGGGUACGAAUGGAAGCCCCGCACCGGCAGCUGCUACAAGUUCCACCGGGCCGCUAAGACCUGGCGCUCCGCCCUUUCCACCUGCCUCGCCGAGGGCGGACAUCUGGCCGUCAUCAACAGCAACACCGAGUCGACAGUACUCAAGGAACUGUACGAACAGAACAACUAUACUGUGAUUACUGGAACAACGAUGCCUUAUUAUGCAUCUAUUGGGUUCAGGAAGUUGGAUGGCAAGUGGGUCACUGUACAAGGUGAGGGUUAUCAAAAGUUUUUGUUUAACAAGGGGGAAAAUUGUUUAACUUCUCGUGCAUUAGCACAUUGAUACCUGGCUGGCAAGCAAAAGAUUUCAAAAACGACCCAUGAAUGUAGGCUAGCGAAUGUAACAUAAAAAUUUUCAUCACACCAACGCAAGAGUACAGUUCGUACCUGUACUCUUGCGUUGGUGUGAUGAAAAUUUUUAUGUUACAUUCGGUAUCGGUAGCAAAGAUUUUUCUACGCUUAUUUUUCAAACCACGCGCUAGCCUACAUUCAUGGGUCGUUUUUGAAAUCUUUUGCUUGCCAGGGUAUCAAUGUGCUAAUAAUAAUUACAUAUCAAAUCUAAACUAACUCUUUUAAAUAUUUAUCAUUCAAAAUCAUCACCAGCCAACAUGAGGAAACAACUCAAAAAUUACAUCAAAUUACUUUGCCACUCUUGUGGAUAAAAAUAAACUCUCUCAUCAAAUUUUGAAGAAUAAAGAGAGCCUUUCCGGACUGAGAUGAUAAAAAAAAUUUUGCUAUGUGAUUUUAAAAAGUGACUUACGCUCUAAGCAAUAAUAUCUAUUUAGGUACAUUUAUGGUCAAACUGAAUUCAAGCUUAUGAUUAAAAGAUUUUUCAUCAUAUAGCUUUUUGCACUAAGUUAUUAAUACUUAUUAAAGUUUUUUUUUUAUUAUUCUGUAGGAGAAACUCUCGCCGAGGCUGGUUUCGAAGAGUGGUCCCCCGGCGAACCCAACGAUCUGGGAGAAGAGAACUGCGGAACCAUAUACUGGGAUGGACUGCUCAACGACGCCCCGUGCGACGCGCUGUACCCAUACAUCUGCGAGA
Molecule: messenger RNA, 2721 nt
Organism: Cydia pomonella (codling moth)
Lineage: Eukaryota; Metazoa; Arthropoda; Insecta; Lepidoptera; Tortricidae
Exons: 12
Coding region: 1-1962 (653 amino acids)
Molecular function (GO): signaling receptor activity
Source: RefSeq, a predicted model, not a curated record